Molecule: messenger RNA, 2226 nt
Organism: Penicillium salamii
Lineage: Eukaryota; Fungi; Ascomycota; Eurotiomycetes; Eurotiales; Aspergillaceae
Source: the annotation of a GenBank genome assembly
AUGUUCCACACGUUUGAAGGGUUUGAGAACCCAACUGCACCAACUGCGGUCCGCAAUCGGGCCACCAGUGAGAGACGCGAAUCCAUCAGUCGUCGCGUUACCACUCUCCGUGCUUGUACCUCAUGUCGGCACCGCAAGAUCAAGUGCGAUGGUGAGAAGCCAUGUGAGGCAUGUCGAUGGUAUAAAAAAUCAGAUCAAUGUCAUUACUCAGACCCGCGGCCGUCCCGAAGGCACGUAGAGAAGCUAUCCACCACAUUAGAAGAGUACAGAAGUAUUCUGGGAAGACUAUUCCCAGAUCUGCCACCGGAGUCAUUGGUCAAUCUAUCGCGGGAGAAACUGCUCGAGCUCACGACCGCUUCGGCAGGUUCCCAGAUUCAAGCUCUCGCCCAGCAUGUCGAAUCGCCAGCAACUUCAGUCUCAUUGGAUGCUCAUAUGUCGCCUUUAUCAAAUGAAGAUGAUAACCUUGAGUCAUUGCAGAGUAUGCCAGAGGAACUGCCGGAUAGUCGCAACACCAGCUCGACAGACUUGGUGGAAGGCGUUUCUGACGACGUCAAUGGUUUGUCGCUGACUGUUCGACAACCCUCCUCAUAUCUGGGCGUUUCCUCUAUACAGGCGGUCAUAAAAGUGAUUGUCUGGCUGGAUCCAGGCUGCGCAUCAUACUUUUCACGAACCCCAGAGUCCGAGCAGGACACCCAGUCAGGAUGGCCACACCACACACCCAUCACACCACCACAGCCAUGUAUUCCACCGUCAGAGAUGCAGAUGCUGGAUGCUUACUUUCUCUAUUUUCAAGCUUUUGCGCCGAUGAUAGACGAGAAAUCUUUCCGCGAAACCUAUUGUGCCGGUCGCCGCCGAGAUGGCCAUUGGCUCGCACUGCUGAACAUUGUUCUUGCCUUAGGAAGCAUCGCAGCCACGGGCCCCGAUGAUAUGACACAUCAGACAUACUUUCUCCGUUGCAAGAGUCAUCUGAGUAUCAGUUCACUAGGAAGCUCUCACAUCGAGAUUGUUCAAGCACUGGGCCUCGUCGGUGGGUGGUACUGUCACUACAUCAGCCAGCCCAAUUUGGCCUACUCUCUGAUGGGUGCUGCGCUACGUAUGGCGGCUGCCUUGGGACUUCACAAGGAGUUUGCGGAUACUAGACAACUGCCUAGCCCUGCAAAACUCGCUUCAAUGGAUCUUAAGCGCCGCGUAUGGUGGUCUCUGUUCUGCAUGGACACCUGGGCGGGUAUGACACUAGGCCGACCCAGCAUGGGGCGCAUUGGCUCGACUAUCACUGAAAACGUUCUCGAAAUUCUACCACUAGUAGAAAAUAUCCGCUUCGCCAAAAUUGCAACACAGGUGCAAGAGUCCCUGGCUGCUGCACCGCUGGUUAAGCAUCAGGAAAUGGCGCACGCCGACGCCCAGCUACUCGAAUGGUGGGAAAACCUUCCAUCCGUUUUGAAGAAUCACGAGCCUUGCUCGGAAUCAAUCAACACUGUUCGAACUGUUAUGCGUUGGCGCUACUAUAACCAGCGGAUGCUUUUGUAUCGGCCAACGUUGCUCAAUUAUGCCAUGCGCCGCGUCCCCUAUAUUGCUUUGCGCUCUGAAGAGCGCACGGCAAUAGAGAAGUGUCGUGAGGUUGCCCAACAGUCCAUCGAGAAUAUUGCUGCUACAGCUCAGCUCAACCAACUCUGUGGCUGGAACGCUGUCUGGUGGACUUUCCAAGCUUCUAUGGUCCCCUUGGUAGGACUAUUCCUUAAUGAUCCGACAGCCGAUGAUCCACGCGCCUCCGUUGAAUCAUGCCAGGCACAGGUUGAGAUGGCGAUGAUGACACUGGCUCGCAUGCAGUCUUUUGGACAUACGGCGAAGCGCUCUUUGGAUGCGAUAUCUCGUAUCUACGAGGCUAGUAAGCGGGGACAGGGCCUCACUGAACCUGAAUCUGCCAUAUCUCAGCUGGGUGGCUCUUAUUCUUCUGGUCGGGAUUUAUCGCUUCUGUUCUCAUCCCCCUCAGACCCGGGUCGCAGCAAUCCGACUAUGAUUGAUAAUGGGUUCCUCGAUCCUCUCGCUACCCCUUUCACGGAUGAGCUAGGUGGACAAUAUCUGUGGGAGUAUCUGAGCUGGAGUGAUAAUAAUCUCUGGCCUGGAAUUGCCGCAGAAGUCCUGACACCUGACCAGGAGAAAGCCCCAAAUACAGCAUACUUCGAGGCCACUGAUUCUAGUUACGGGCCUGGGGGCUUUUAUUAUUGA